Molecule: messenger RNA, 2238 nt
Organism: Hirsutella rhossiliensis
Lineage: Eukaryota; Fungi; Ascomycota; Sordariomycetes; Hypocreales; Ophiocordycipitaceae
Product: secretory pathway protein sec39 domain-containing protein
Exons: 5
Coding region: 1-2238 (745 amino acids)
Biological process (GO): retrograde vesicle-mediated transport, Golgi to endoplasmic reticulum
Source: RefSeq, a predicted model, not a curated record
AUGGGCAGCACGCUGACGCCGGCAAAGGUGUUGCUCUUGGCUGUUCAUCUCGCUGCUCAUGCCGAUGUGCGUGGACUCGACCAGCUUGCCGCUCAGUAUCCGGCCGUUCUGCACAACCAUGUUCUGCUACGAAUCCUCCUCACCCAUCUUCCCGAGACGGUCAAGCCAGACGUAUACGUGGAUUUCCUACAAGGAAGCGCCGCUGGCGAACUCGUCUCGCGACCUGAGCUCGAGCUCGAGCUCGACACAUCUCCCGUCAGCGCCCUGUCCAACCAACUGGCCUCGAAAAAGGCCAACAAGCUGCACCUUGCUCAGCUGCAGUGCUCUGAUGCCCCGACACAGGACAAGGACGACUCGCUUAGCCUCUUUCUCUUCCAGAGAGCGCAUAGGAUGGAUGCCGAGACAGGCAUGCUCGCGUACCUCCCCGAUCUGCUAGUCCCCUUUAUCAACCAUUCUCCAGCGCUGCGCACCUGGAUUGUCUCGGCCGUCUUACCGUUCGUGAGGAGGAACGUGGAAUACUACGCCGAGACCUCACCCGCCUAUUCUCUAGCCCAGUUCCAGAACCUUGAUGGCCCGGACGCUGUCCUAUAUCUUCUGGCCCGCAGCGGCAGCACUCAGAACGCCCAGAGCGACCUCGGCCGGGACUUGAGGGGACUUAUAGGACCCUGGCUGUACCAGGACACUCGCUGGGCUGAAGCAGGCGGUGAAUCCGGGGUCACCGCGGACUCCCAGGCUCCAACCCCAGGCUCAUGCCCUGGCUGGGAGCAAGCUUUGGAAUGGCUUACCUCCCAGGCGAUCACGUCAUGGAAGUUUAUGGCUGAUGCAGUCGAGCAAUGGGACGGACCGGCUGACGUUCACUUCGGUCACGGAGCCAAUUUGAAGCUUCCGGAGCCCAGACAGCGCUACUUGGAGCAAAGCUAUGCCAGAGCAGUGCUGGCGUCAUUGUACAUGGUGCAGGAGGCCACGACCGACUCCCUCAGUGCUUCCUAUCGAAUGUUGAUGGUGCCCAGAGAGCACAUUGAAAGCGAGUUCCUCAAAGCACUGCUUGUCAAAUCGCAUUAUACGCUCGCGAGAAGACUGUUUGAAGACGGCGCAGAGAGGCCCCUUGCCGCGGAUGUGAUUCAAGAAGUCGUUUUCAACUCUGCCCUCAACGCCUUUGACAACGCCUCGAACCCGAACCGCGCUCGGGGCGGCUUGAAGCAAUGUGACGAGAUCAUCCACGCUUUCCCCAGGACGGUGAGCGAUGCAUUACCGGGAACCAAACGUAUCCGGGCCCUCUUGAAAGCCACACACGCGUUGAGUGAUUACCGGCUCGUUCUCAAGCAGGGCGAACCUUUUGGUCCCGUGGUUCUGCGAGUUCACUCUGAUCCCAUUUCCAUCAUCGACAAAGUGCUCCAGCAGAAUCCCAAGGCAUACACUCGCUUGCAAGAAUUUGUGGAAAUGGGAAUCAACAUGGUCCGCGCCGGACUGCCUUCCCGCGACAGAUCUUAUCAGACUCUGGCCUCAUCGACUGGUGACCGGGACACACGAUUCUUUGUUACCGAAAGGCGCAUCGUCGCCAUGUGUGUGGAGGCCGCUCUGCGGGAGGACGACUUCGAGACGGCAUAUUCGUAUGUCGUCAGCCGCCUCGGAACUCUUGGCCCGGAUGAAGCCAAGAGUCUUUGCGAUAGGUGGUCGUGGCAGGCCGCUCUUGGAGCGGGCCAAUACCUUCGCACCGACCGGUCUCAGCAGCCGACCCAUCUGGGGACAGCCAGUGGAAACCCCGAGAUCCGGCAUCUGGAGCAACGCAUGGAAUGUCUGGCUACAGCUCUGAGAAUUGCGCCAACCUGCCAACUUCAGGAUAUUCUCAAGAGUUUCCGGCGCUGUGAAGAGCAGCUGGAUUCGGCCAUCAAAGAGGAAGCAGCCAAUGAGGCUGCCUGGGACGCCAGGGCAGACUUGGCCGACAUUCCCGGCACGUUUGAUGCCCCAGUUCCCGGCAAAGCAGAUGAGGCGCCCAUGUCUCUCUUCGAUCUUUCCAGGGCCACAGCGAAGAUCGCCCAGAAAAACCUCACGGGACUCUCGAGCCUACAAGGUGCAGUCACCGGAGGGCCGCCGGCAUCUGUAGAACCCACAGAGCCGGAAAAUUGCCGUGCCAGGAGAAGGGAUCAGCUGAGAGAGGCCGCCACGGGCACAUUGGUCUCAAGCGUAGGAUGGCUGAUUGGGGCCAAUGUAAAUCAGGGCCGGACGGAAACAAGUUGA